Cyphellophora attinorum is the source of this 606-nucleotide messenger RNA. Its product is annotated as Peroxyureidoacrylate/ureidoacrylate amidohydrolase RutB. The record is from RefSeq and is a predicted model, not a curated record. Bases 1 to 606 code for a protein of 201 amino acids. The transcript has a single exon. Lineage: Eukaryota; Fungi; Ascomycota; Eurotiomycetes; Chaetothyriales; Cyphellophoraceae.
AUGAUCGAACUCGAUUCUGCCCCAGCCCUGGUGAUAAUCGACAUGCAGAACGGCUUCUGCCACACGGACGGCAGUUUCGCAAAGAUGGGCAUAACAACCGAUCCAGCAGCCAUUAUCCCGCACAUCAACCGGCUCCGCUCGGCCUUUCACGCCGCCAACAUGCCAGUUUUCUUUGUGAGGACAGCUUACAACGCCGACUACUCCAACCGCCGGCCCCAUGACCGCGGCGACUCGGUCGAGAGACUAGCAGGCUUGCUACGCGGGUCAUGGGAUGCGGAGAUGAUCGAUGAGCUUAGGCCAGGAGCCGGAGAGGAAGUUAUCGACAAGAACAGGAACUCUGCUUUCCUGGGAACGUGUGAUUUGCACAAGAUCUUGAAGGAGCGCGGUGUCAAUCAUCUGAUCAUGACGGGAGUGGGAACGGAUGUAUGUGUUGAGUCGACUGCGAGAGACGCAUAUCAAAUGGACUAUCAUGUUACUGUUGUGAGUGAUGCAACGUGGACGUGUACGGAGGCAGAUCAUCUGGCUGCGCUACAUGCAUUGAGGUUAUUUGGUGGGUCGGCGUCGACGAGUGAGGUGGUCGUGGCGUUGGAAAAGCUAGGCAAGUAG